Messenger RNA from Penicillium soppii, 279 nucleotides. RefSeq lists its product as uncharacterized. The record is from RefSeq and is a predicted model, not a curated record. The transcript has a single exon. Lineage: Eukaryota; Fungi; Ascomycota; Eurotiomycetes; Eurotiales; Aspergillaceae. The coding region runs from base 1 to 279 and encodes 92 amino acids.
AUGGAGGAGAUCGCCGAAAUUGUUCGUGAGAUCGGUCGGCAGCAGACCGACAAUUCAUACUACCGUACCUGCUAUGGACUUCUCAAGCAGUUGCAAGACUUGGUGGCCCAAUCAUCUGACUACCUGCGCUGUCUUCAACAAUACGAAACACUAUUUCCAUCAAAUGAUUUCCUGCCCAUCCACCAUAUUGCCACCGAAUUGCAAAACUCAGUAGCAAAGCUGUCAAAGCAGGAAAAAAGGUCCCACUCAGCUUGGCAAAACCUCCGAUCUACUACUUGA